Molecule: messenger RNA, 1556 nt
Organism: Cololabis saira (Pacific saury)
Lineage: Eukaryota; Metazoa; Chordata; Actinopteri; Beloniformes; Belonidae
Gene: rsph4a
Product: radial spoke head component 4A
Exons: 7
Biological process (GO): axoneme assembly; cilium movement involved in cell motility; cilium assembly
Cellular component (GO): axoneme; radial spoke
Source: RefSeq, a predicted model, not a curated record
UUUACGAGUCAACGAUGGACGACAGCGGAGCCGGGAAAAGCAGACAGCUGGCGGCCGAGUCCAAGGCGGCCCUGCUGAGGAGCGGCGGCCGCAGCGGCCUGAACCUCUACGACCACCUGACCAGCCUGCUGAUGAAGGUCUUGGAUGAGCAGCCGUGCGACCCGGUGGACGUGUUGGAGGACAUGAGCCUGGAUCUGAAGCGGGCCUCAGCCGAGGUCGAGCACAGCCACCUGCGGGACCUUCCAGAGACUUCUGCUGGGGAGCUGCUGACUGAGCAGCAGCGACAUCUCUUCUCCCAAGCGGAAAGCCCGAGCCAGGACACAGACAUGCUGGACAAAGCCCUUCCCAACCUGAAUGAGAGCAGCUUCUACAUGGAGCAGGCUGGGGUGGGUGUGCCCAGGGAAGAGAUGCAGAGGAUCUUCCUCGCGCUCAAGCACCUCGUCGUGUCGCAGGAACUGCCCAACUGCCGCCUGUGGGGCAAGGUUUUGGGAAUGGAGAGCAACUAUAUCGUUGCUCAAGUGGAGAGAGACCGGGAUGAAGAGCUGGCCUCUGAGGAAGAAGAGGGGGAGGCUGAGACUAACGAGGAUGAGGUGAAAGAGACUAAUCCACUGCCUCAGUCCACAUAUAAACCCCCUCCCGUGGUUCCGCCGGAGGCUUUGGGAGUAGGUGCCAACAAAUGUGUGUACUACGUGUGCUCAGAACCGGGUCUUCCCUGGAUCCCGCUCCCUCCAGUUACCCCCGAGCAGAUCACCGUUGCUCGGCAGAUCCGUAAGUUCUUCACCGGCAGGCCGGACGCCGCGGUGGUGAGCUACCCGCCUUUCCCCGGGAACGAAGCCAACUAUCUGAGAGCGCAGAUCGCCCGGAUAUCUGCCGGCACACAGGUCAGCCCCAGCGGCUUCUAUACAGCCAUGCAGGGAGAUGGCGAAGAAGACGAAGACUUGCCCCAGGACGCCAUCGAGGUGAAUCCUGACUUUGAGGUCAUUCCAGACCAGGAAAUGGUUGAAUCUUUGUUCAACUGGGUUCAUAGUACACAACACAUCCUGCAGCAGGGGCGCUGUUCCUGGGUGAAUCUGGCCUCCAAACUAAAAGAAGACUCCGAUGAGGAAGCUGAUGCUGAUGCAGCUGAGGAGGAGGAGCCCGAGGAGCCUGAACCAGAAUUGGGACCAGCUGUUCUCACUCCUCUCUCCCAAGAUGCAGAAACAUUCAACACCCCUCCCUGGAGCAGCAGGCUGUCCUCCACCCUCACCCCCCACCAUGCACUGGCCAUGCUGCGCUCCAACAUUUGGCCGGGGGCGUGUGCGUACGCUUCUGGAGGGAAGUUUGACAACAUUUACAUUGGAUGGGGUCAAAAGAUCACGGGGGGGCGCUACAGCCCAGCAGUACCCCCACCACCACAGGAGGAAUACCCCAGUGGACCUGAAAUCCAAGAGGCCUUGGAGCCAUCAGUGGAAGAGGAACAAGAGUUGAUGGGGAAGCCUGGUGGCCAAGAUGAGGAGGAAGAGGAGGGGGAGGGGGAGGAAGAAGAGGAGGAGGAGGAGGAGGAGGAGGAGGAGGAG